CAGAACAUAUUCUUGUGCGCAACUUCUGCAUAAUUAUAUGCCUUUUAUCAUCUAUAAAUACAUUGUCUGUAAACCAGAACUUAAGGAGCAUUAAUUGAUUAUCAAAAAAGCAGAAGAAUAUUUGCAAAGAAAAUCCAGAGAAAGAUGUCUUCAUGCCAAGGAAAGAAUACGUGGCCCGAACUCGUAGGAGAAAAAGGGCAAAAAGCAGCAGAAAUUAUAGAGAAGGAGAAUCCUAAUGUGAAGGCUAUCGUCAUAUUAGAUGGAACUCCGGUUACAUUGGACUUCAGGUGUGACCGAGUUCGAGUUUUCGUUGAUUGCAAGGAUAUCGUGGUUCGUGCUCCUAUUAUUGGUUAAUGCAUAAGCAUAACUACGUAUGCACAUUAUGUGUAACUCCAUAAUGACUCUAUUAUGUAAUCUCGUCUUUUCGAUUUCAACUACUAUAUAUGAUAAUGUACAAUAAAAUCCAUGUCAAUUAUUGAUUAUGGUUUAAUGCUUCUAUGAUAUAAUAAGUAACACAUAUUAAGUAA
This is a messenger RNA of Beta vulgaris subsp. vulgaris (sugar beet), 527 nucleotides long. RefSeq names its product glu S.griseus protease inhibitor. The record is from RefSeq and is a predicted model, not a curated record. Gene Ontology annotation, molecular function: serine-type endopeptidase inhibitor activity. Gene Ontology annotation, biological process: response to wounding. Bases 145 to 354 code for a protein of 69 amino acids. The transcript has 2 exons. NCBI's taxonomy places the organism in Eukaryota, Viridiplantae, Streptophyta, Magnoliopsida, Caryophyllales, Amaranthaceae.